UCUUUGUUGCGACGACGCUGGGUAAAUCAUCUGGACACUGGGUCUCACUAUCGCCAAAUAUAUUUGGAGAUCGGCUUCGGCUACGGCUUGGCAGACAUUUUUUUCUUUCUACAAUUUUAAAUUAAAUUUAUUAGAAUAAAUGCUUCGAACACACGCGAUCUAAGUACCUUUUGUGUUUAUUAUACCUUACCUACCUAGGUAUAAAAAGAGUACUUACGUAGAUUUUCUUUUAUUAACUGUUUUAUACGAAGAUCUUGAUCUCUCAAAUUAGCAUCCAUUUUACUUCCAGUGAUUAUCAACUAAAUUAAUAAUCCACAAAGUAUUAAAUAACGUUUUUAUGAAAUAUUUAGCACAAAAACAAUACCCUUUAAAUAUCGAUCGUCAGUAACUGUGGCUGACUUACCUAUAUUCUAGCAAGCAGGACUGCCAGAUGUGAAGGGGAAAUCCCCAAUAAAUUGUUGCAUGUGACUGAUGAUGUGAGCAUGUUCGUUUCAUAAUAAAAAUGUUGCCAGGUAACCAAAAAGUCGUAUGUUUUUGUGCGAAUUACGAUCAUAAUCUUUACGAUCGUACAUUAAAAAAUAGACAAAUAAUAGUAUGAGUACGAUUUAAAUCGUAUAUCUGUCAACCCUGCUAGCAAGACAGCGACAAAAUCACGUUGCAUAACAAUGUAGCCCAAGCUUAUAUCUUAUGAAAUAUACGGAAGAGAUACGGACUUAGAAAAAACAGAAAUGUUGUUCUUUGUGGAAGUCAUUGAUGAAAUUCUAUGUAUUUUAGCCCGCAAACUUUCUUCAAACAAAAACAGCGCCAUCUAGUAUCGAGUUCUGUAAUUAUCUCUUUGUUUAUGGAUUUGAAGUAAGACCGCCACGCAUGCAAUACAUUAUGACUGGGGAUUCCCCUAUUCGUCGACGCUGAAUAUGAGGCGACGACAAUCACUGUCAAACGUGUUCACUAUUACUCUGACUCUGGUAACGUGACUUCCUGGUAACGUGUUAGGUAGGAAAAGCAGUAAAAAAGUGCAUAUUAAGGGAGCAGAUUUGAAAUAAUAUUUAUACUUAACAAGAAAUAAUUAAAGGUUCAAUGGGGAGACCUAAAGAUUUACGCAUAUGGGAGCACUACCGUACUUUACCAAACAAGUCUGUUUCUUGCAAGCUUUGUAAUAAGGUCUACAAAUUCAGUAAUGCUGCCAAAAUGCUUCAACAUCUUAUCACUUGUCCAAAAUCUCCAGAAACAUUAAAAGACUCUAUGAAACUUAUAAAAGAUAGCUCGUCCAAAACCAAAAUGUCUGGACUGUCAGAGAUAGAGACAAAUGAUUCUUUUAUAAGCCCCUCGUCGUCUGCUAACACUACAAUAAAUGCUGAGUUUCAAGACACCGAUGAUCAUAUAAAAACAGAAUUAGCGAGAGCUAUAUUUGUAACAGGGACGCCAUUAUCGAUGGUGCAACAUCCUUUAUGGAUACAAUUUUUCGAAAAAUUGCAACCAAAAUUUAAAAUACCUUCACGUAAAGCUUUAGCGACAAAAUACUUAGAUAAAAUAUAUAGAGAAAUGCGUUUUGAGUUAAAUGAGGAACUAAAUGCUUGUAGUUACUUACACCUUCAGUGCGAUGGCUGGUCUAAUUUAAGAAAUGAAGGAAUAAUAAACUUUCUUAUAUCAAAACCUCAACCUGCAUACGUUAAAAGUUUGAAUACAGAAAGUAAUCCUCACACUAGUGAAUACCUUAGCCAAGAAGUUGAAAAAGUAAUGAAAGUGUAUGGAGCAAAUAAGUUUCUUGUACUUAUUGGCGAUAACGCUAGAAAUAUACAAAAGGCAUUCGAAUUAACAAAACUCAAAUAUCCACAUGUUGUUCCUCUCGGUUGCUGUGCACAUAUCCUUAACUUGUUGUGCCAAGAUAUUGUAAAGAUACAAGAAGUAACUGUGUUUAUUAUGCAAGCCAUAAAUAUAAUAAAAACUGUUAAAAGGAGUCAACGAUUAAGUUCCUUGUUGAUAAAAUCAAGGCAGGGUGAAGAUUCUACACAAACACUAAAAUUGCCUUGUGCUACAAGAUGGGGAAGUCAUGUUACUUCGUUAAAAAGUUUGAAAGCAAAUAAGAUAGCUUUGCAAAUAUUAACAGUUAGAGAAGAUGUGGUAAUUUCAAGAGAUAUUAAAGAUUUAAUUCUAAGUGAUGAUUUCUGGACGAAGACAGGGGAAUGUAUAAGUAUUUUGGAACCAGUCACUGAAAGCAUAUUUUACUUAGAGAGCGACCAGAAUCGUUUGCAUCGCACAUACAUUACAUUUAGAGAUGUACAAGCUAAGAUACGUUUUGCAUUAAAUGAGAUUUCGACAUUGAGCGAAGAAAGCAAACAGCAGAUUCUAACAUCAGUAUCUUCAAGAUGCAAUAUGGCAAUGAGGCCAAUACAUUUUGCAGCAUAUAUUCUAGACCCCAGGACUCUAGGAGUCGAACUUACUCAAGAGGAAGAACUUAAGGGUAUGGAGUUUAUCUACAAUUUAAGCCAACACUUAAGUUUGUCAAAUGUAAUGGCAGAUUUGGCGUGUUAUAAAGCUAAAGAAAACUUUUGGGCCAGAGGAUUUGUAUGGAGCUCAUUAGAUAGCAUUGAGCCCCUAAUAUGGUGGAAAGGUAUUUGUGGUUCCACUGAGUUAAGCAAAGUAGCGAUUCGUAUUCUAUCAGCUCCCUGUACUUCGGCAGCCACUGAGCGUUCCUUUAGUAUCCAAGGCUACAUACAUAAUAACAAAAGAAAUCGACUUACAACUGAAAGAACUGAAAAAAUUUCAUUCAUUUGUUAUAACUGGAAUCUUAAACAUAAAGCUGAAUGCGAGGACAUUCAGUUUAAUGAAGAAAAUACCUUAGAAGCUUUCAUUGAGCAAGUAAAUGAACAUAACAGUUUAGACGAAAUAGAGCCUAUCGAACCUAUACAAUUCAUCGCUUGUAAUAACUCUGAAUCUGACAGUGAUUGACUGUAGUUUUACAUUUUACUUUCAUCUCUUUCUUAAUAAACUCAAAAUCAAAUUAAAAGUUUUUUAUUCUGUAGGCUGCAUAAUAAUAUUGUCUAUGUCCAGUAUAGUGGACGUCUUGCGGCUGAGAUGACGAUGAUGAAGUACAAAAUCAUAAACACCCAAAAAUUUGGGUGUUUAUGGGGUUUAAACCCAAUAAACCCAAAACACCCGGUUUUUACCCACCAGACUUUAAACCCACCCAGGUGGAUUGCCCAUC
This is a messenger RNA of Galleria mellonella (greater wax moth), 3205 nucleotides long. RefSeq lists its product as uncharacterized. The coding region runs from base 1078 to 2949 and encodes 623 amino acids. The transcript has 2 exons. The record is from RefSeq and is a predicted model, not a curated record. Lineage: Eukaryota; Metazoa; Arthropoda; Insecta; Lepidoptera; Pyralidae. Gene Ontology annotation, molecular function: DNA binding; protein dimerization activity.